AUAUAUAUAUAUAUAUAUAUAUAUUCUCUACAACAGUCAAAAACAUUGGUGUUGUCCGGUGUAAAGUGUGGCAAUGCCAUUUUAACUUGCCAUCCUCUGAAUGAUUUGUGUAUCUUUUUACAAGAAAGUGGUAUUUGUAGCAUUUUAAACAUUUUCAGAACCAUACGGUAGGAGUAUUACUAGGUUUACUAAUGUGAAACUGUAACUGUGGUUACUCAUUGUGUAACAAGGUACGAGUGUUUCAAAGUAGGUGUUAGACUUUUUUUCCCCACCUCUCGUUGUCCUCACAAAUAUUACGACUUAAUUAUCUCCUGUUAGCUUCCGUGGUCUCUAGCGGAGACGUAGUCCAACACUGCGAGCCGUUGACCCACAUCAAACGGACUUUAAAGCACCAGUAUCCUUUGACACAAUUUUGUAACUUUGAUGUGAAAUUACAGUAAGUACUCUGCCUAAACAAGAACAUCCAGAUAUGAGCUCCUCACAGAAAAUUCUCCUUGACAGAAGAGAUUUGCACUAAUUCACUAUUUUGUCAUACAGAACCUCUGAGACAGGGGAGAAACUGUAGAUUUUAGCAAUAGCAAGCGAGAACGGGUCUGAAGAUGCCGUGUCUGCCGAUGGGAGGGUUUUAGCUGAAGACACUACCAGAUGAGAUGCCAGUGUGUGUUCCAGCCCGUCCCUCUGCGGGCUGAAUGUGUGGGUGUGGUUGGAUUUGUCAGUUGUGAAUGAAAGACUGAAUUUACGUUGUGUUAUUGUCAGUGGCACUUUAUCAUUGAUCCCAAAGGGUGUCACAAAAAUGUAAUUAUUUUCCUAUGAUGACAGUUUUGCAACCAAUAUGAUGGGCCCGCGAGAUAACAGUAAGUCUAAAAGGUGCCUUCUUUGUUCGCAUAUACUGUAUAUUGCAAGCGGAUUUUCAUGCCCCUGGAGAAAGUGGAACUCCUACCUUUUUUUUUUUUUUAAACGGAAAGAUAUCAAGUUUCUCUGGCCACGUAGUGUAAGCUAACUGUCCAGUUCUCUGUCAUAUUAAUGGCUACCAUGAAACAUUUCCAGCGUUGAUGUAAUGCAGUGUGUUGUUCCCAUUCCCAUCUCAUUUUCUAGUUAAUGCACAUCUCUCUGCUUAUAUCUUCUCUGCAUUAACAGAAGAAAAAACAUGUCGCAGUACCACACAAAUUCAGAAUAUGAAGUUUUGUGAAUGGGUGCUUUUGUCUUCCAAUGUUUCUUUAGGUGCAUUUGCAUGAGUUGUUUCAUCUUCAUUAUCAACAUUUUCAACAAUGCAGAACAAUGUGUGCUUAUUGUAUGGUUGUAUUUCUCUUUUAUAAAUGAAUGUAAAUGCAUGGUGCCUCUGUGUUUUUAUUUUUAAACACUUACAAUACUGCUCUGCUUAUGGAGUUAUGAAGAGGCAGUUGCGAUUCAGGAGAUUGAGAGGGACAUUUAUUGACAGGUCUUUUAAUACAUAAACAAUAUUUGUCAACAUCAGUAGCUGUUUAAAAACAUGAAUAAAGUAGGAACUUAUAUGGGAUGACUUUGUUUCUAUACAUAGACUUUAAGGCCAUUUUCACACUGAGGCUAUGUCUUUUUUUGGUGAUGAAAGUUUACACUCGAAACUUAGUAUUUGACUUGAGUCUAACAAAGUAAUACAAGUAAGAAAAAUACAGAAAUUUAAAGGCAAUUUUACAGACUUGUAAAUAUAAGAUUGGUUUUAUUUUUUAUUUCAAACUAUUGCCCUGUUGCCCCUAUUUGCUUACAUUUUGAGCACAGACUGGGCCUUUAACAGCUCCUGCUUAAUUGAAUAUUAUUCAGAGUUAAAGUAAACCCUUGUCCCCUAAAUCUCCACUGAAGCUCUAUGUGAGAUGCGGUUGAAAGCUCCGGAAAACGUAAGUAAACAUUGAGUUUAAACUUUUGCGGUCAAGGGCUAAAAAGCAUUUAAAAACGCUUUAUGCCUUUACCGAUGGUAAAACAGUUUUGACCCUUAAGACUUGCCGUAGUAGUCAAAGCCAGGCAGCGUCAUUGCGUCCUGUCAACUCGAAACUUUUGACGCGACAAACUUUUCAGCGGAAAUGUAUUUCCCUAUCCUGGCAGCUGGUUUCAGGGCGCUUCAAAGUUAAGACCCAUUAAACUCGCAUCGGGCAUCAGAUGAAAAGGAAUACAAACAACGUGAAUCAUCAACAUGUAACUAUUUCGGAGUGAAAAUGAACCGCUAGUAGCUAACGGUGCUUAAGCUAGCCACACGUUCAACAGGUUCGCUAGCUAGUUAACGAGCCGGAUUUAAAACGCCAUAACGGAGAAUAAAUCGACUGCAACUCGUUUAAACUUCCUAUUUCGGGACUUUGGAUAGUCAGUCGUUCUUGUCAAGAUGUGUGGUUUUCUACGGUACUGUGUCAGCCACUCUCUCCGUGCAGCGAUGGCCCGACUCAAUGAUGUCAACGUAGAGGAGGGGAGCCUGCGGCCGUCUGUUCGGUGGCUCGGCUACCUGUCCAGGCACAUCCUUGUGGUCGCCCUGUUGUUGGGGCUCUAUGCCCGGUGGGAGAAGACCGCGGAGACCACUCUUCUUGUCAUUUUCGUUUUGGCUCUACUCGCCCUCGGAAUAGCGAGUGUACUGUACUGCUACCUCCGCGUGGAGAGGCUCAGCCUCGGUCUCCUCCACCUGUGGUUCGGUUUCUUGCUGGGAUCGCAGUGUUUCCUCAGCAGCCCGGCUCUGCAGAGCGACGUGAAGGCGCAGGCGGCCGACUACCUGCUGCUGGCCAGCGUGUGUUUGAGGACGCUGCGGGCGCUGCUGGAGAGACUGUUCGGAUGCACCACGUACCGUCCCGCCUUCCUCACCUCAGCGGAGCGGCUGGAGAUGGUCGGCUUCGCCGCUGCCAGCACCACGUUGCUCAUCCGGGACUCCGUGAGCGUGACGGUGCUGGUGGCGGCGCUGGCCGCGGUCAUGGUGGCCCUCCGGGUGAAGGCUUUCCUGGCUCUUCCCAACUUGGUCUGCUUCGUCGCCGUCGCCGCCGCGCUGUUCUUCGAGUCUCUGAACAUCUCCACCAACCCUUUCGCCCUCGCCUGCUUCUUCAGCCAGCUCAUCUGCGACCCUCUGCUGGAUGUCUUCUUAAGUGGUCUCUCUGUGACCGAGCGGUGGCAGCCUUUCCUGGCGUGUCGGGGCCUGUGGCGCCGGCUGUCCCUCCUCCCUCUGACGGUGGUGGAGGUGAUCUUCAUCAUUCUUGCCGCUCAGAAGCUGAGAGACAUGGACCGGUGGUACUUGACGAUCCCGGGCUUUGUGUUCUUUGGGCUCUUCUGGGCCUUCUGCCACAUGGUGUUGGUCAUCCUGGUGUGGGGCUUUCACACCAAGCUCAGUGAAUGCCAGAGGCUGUGCUUAACCCAGGGGUCAGGGGUCGGCGGCCUGAACAAGAGUAUGGCCUCAAAGGGCAUGAGGCAUGUCUGCCUCAUCUCUCAGCACCUGGUGGUGUGGUCGCUGGUGUCAACUGUUGCUGUUGCCGCACUUUGUUGGCAGGCCUCCAGCAGUGUCUUUCUGAGCGUCUUCCUGCUCGUCCUGCCUCUGGAGUCUCUGUUUCACGGGCUGUUCCACGAGCUCGGGAACAGCCUAGGAGGAACCUGUGUGGGCUACGCAUUGGUCAUCCCCACCAACUUCUGCAGUCUUGACGGCCAGCCCAUGCUGCUGCCUCCAAGCCAGGUUCAGGAGCUGAACAAGCGCUCGACGGGCAUGUUGAACAACAUUCAGCGCUUCUUUGCCCACCACUUCAUCGAGAUUUUUGGCUGCGACUAUUUCACCUGCGGGGUGACCCGGGAGGCGAUGCAGGCAAAGAUCAAAGCCUUCUUUGAGCUUCGCACGGCAGACGGACCUCGCCACGACACCUACGUGAUCUUCUACAGCGGCCACAGUCACCACUCCGGAGAGUGGGUCCUCGCAGGAGGACACACUCUUCGCCUGGAUCAGAUCCUUGAGUGGUGGAGGGAGAGCAACGGCAGCUUCUGCUCUCGCCUCAUCUUUGUGCUCGACUGUAACCGCUCUUUGCCGUGGGUGGACGCGGUGAAGAAGGUGGAGGGUCUGUACGUCGCCGUGCAGGGAGCGACGCUCACUCUGGUGACCGAUGGCGAGCAUCAGGAUGCGCCGCAGCUCGGAGACUUCACCUCUCAGUGGGUGGAGUUUAACUGCAACUCAAACAGCAACGUCCAGUGGUCGGAGACGGGCAGGACGGUUUUAGCCACCUACGGUAUCUCCAAAUACUGGAGCGACUACACGCUGCACCUACCGACAGGAAGCGACCGUACCAACUACUGGAGCAUGUACUUCCCUCGGAUGACCUACCCAGUGGUACACUCUUUGGCUAGCGUGUGGCAGUCCGAUGAGCCGUGGCUCUGCACUAUCUGGCUGCGAUAUCUUAAGAGAGUCAAACUAAACUUGUUUCCACCAGCGAUCCUGGACACUGGCCAAGGCUUCAAACUGGUCCGCUCAUAGAAAUAUGAUGAAGUUAUCUUUCAAAAGUCAACUUUCUUGGACCUUGAAAAUAGGCAGUUUUUAUGAUUGUUAAUGCACGCUAACCAUCACUUAAUUACUGAUUAGUCGGUUUGGAAUUUGUCUACUUUAGUGCCAGUUUUUAUAUUCUGCAAACUUUUCUAUAAAUGUGUGUUUUGAGCUGUGAUUUAGAGAUGUUAACAUCCCUCAAGGUGUGGGAUGAGCCUGAGCAAGUUGACUCAAUUUUGCACAUUUUUACUGUUAGAUUUGAUUCCACCUUGUUUUGAAGAACAGUCGUGCCUUUUACUCUAAAAUCACCAAAUAAUAUCCAGCUGGCCAGGCUGAUUAUAUUUAUUUUUUUACCUUUUAACCAAAGUGGCAGUGGUACAUUUUCAGAGGAAGAUCUCAGGCAUAAAUCAGAUAAACAACAUGUAAGCCGUCGAGAGGUCAAAAUGUUGUCGCUCUUGUAUUUUGACUGUGACAUGAUUCCCGUUACACACCGCUGCACCACACUAUGCAUUCUCAUGUCCAGGCUUCGAGUAUAUUCACUGCACCGCUUUGCGUCUGUUGUAACAGCAUGUUGCAAUGCUUUUAGGAGUUCUUUACUUAAAUGCUCUCCAGCUGCUUCAGGGAGUCCAGAGAGUUUAAACGGUGCUGAUGAUUGCACUACACGCAGCUUUGUGUGAACUAUUUAUGGAGUUAAGUGCAUCUCAUGACGGGAUCACUUUUCUUCCUGCGUGGGGGUUAAUCACAGUUUACCGGGCUAUGCAAGAUUAUUCAGGUUGAAGAUGUUUGGAACUAUGCAAUAAAGGAGAAGUGGGACUUCGCUGCUCGUCAUCAUGAAUUUAAUGGACUCCUUGUUGAAUACAUUCUCCAAUAAACUAAAUCAAAACUGGUUAUUUCAUGUUUUGGGGACUAGGACUAAUCUUCCAUACAUAAAACAAUAUCUGUCAUUUGGCACCAAUUAUAGGGAACAUAGACAAAUGUACUUUUUUUAUUUUUAUUAAACAUAUUUCCUUUAAAGAACUGCUCCUUUUAAACCAAAGUAAGUAUUUAAUCAUCAUACAUGUUGACUUGCGUGUAGAAACAUUUUGAAUUUCAGUUUAACUGAACAAACGCCAAAUUAUACAGUCGUGUCACAAUAAGUUUCCUUUGGAAUUGAACUGUGAAAUCGAUUUACCAACCCCAAAAUGAACCAAAGCACUUUAUGUUCCUCAUUCAAUGCAUUCAAUGCACACAAUCAAAAUUGAGUCAAUGCACACAAUCACCAUUGAAGACAUCCCACUCAUUGGGAAUGGUGUGGGAUUUAGUGUCUUGGUUAAAGCCACUAACACGCAGACUGGUGAUUGAACCACCAACCCUUUGAUCAAUGGGAAACCUGCUCAAUGGAAAGAACUGUAGCUGCUGAAAGAAUGAACGUUUUGUACUAUUGCAAAGACAAGACGGCUCCAAAAUAUAUUAACGUAAAUCAGCCACAGUAAGCUUGAUUAUAGUGCUGUUGGUAUAGUAUAAGUGGAGUGCAUGGUUCUGGGUUUUCAUGACGAUCAUCUGCUUGUCCACCCAGUUUGCUUUGUCAGUGAAAUAUUUGUCUGCAUGGUGACAGAAAAUGUACACCAACACACACCAAAAAUGUCGCUUCAUUUUAUCCUAUAAGUCACUUGUCAAAUUGUCUAAUGAAUGAAUGCUUUAGUUACGACCAAAAAUGUCUCCUGUGUGGUCAGUGACAUCCAACUUGACGUUUGUGCCAAAUUUGAAGAGGCAUGAAAAAAACAUUGUAUCGUAUGCCAUAGACAGUGUCAUAGUAUUGUCCUGUUUGAUGUGUGUGGCUGCUUUCUCUGCAGGUACUGGAGGUGAGAGUGGAAGAGGGUCAUCACCACAUGAGGGUUGAAAAGCUUAGUUGCUGUCUCUCUCCUCCCUGAGACAGCCUUUUGGUUUUGGGAUGUUUUUGUCUUGUUGCUGCACCUUACAACUUUGCACUAACACUCAUGCGUGUCGCUGUUAGUUUAAAUAAAAUAUUUUGUUAAUUGGC
Molecule: messenger RNA, 6482 nt
Organism: Anarrhichthys ocellatus (wolf-eel)
Lineage: Eukaryota; Metazoa; Chordata; Actinopteri; Perciformes; Anarhichadidae
Product: transmembrane protein 168-like
Exons: 4
Coding region: 2351-4456 (701 amino acids)
Source: RefSeq, a predicted model, not a curated record